Molecule: messenger RNA, 2055 nt
Organism: Kockovaella imperatae
Lineage: Eukaryota; Fungi; Basidiomycota; Tremellomycetes; Tremellales; Cuniculitremaceae
Product: glyoxal oxidase N-terminus-domain-containing protein
Exons: 7
Coding region: 1-2055 (684 amino acids)
Source: RefSeq, a predicted model, not a curated record
AUGCCCACAAUCACUACGUCCAUCAUGCUUCCCCUCCUCUUCCUUCCCUUGCUGCCCUCCUCAUCCGCUCACAACCACUCCCCCUUCCCCCGCGACUCCGCCACUCGCCAUCGCAAUCUCGCUAGAGCCACCCACUCACGUCGGAAUGGAGGGGGCCUGGACUCGAAUCCCAACUUGGGAGGUUUCACAGUCGUUGGAGACUCGGGAGUGUCGGCGCAGAUGAUGUUUCUGGGGACAUCUCAGACCGUCUACAUGCUGGACAAAACCGAGAACAACUCGAUGACCGUCACCACCCCCGCUGGAGUCAUUCGGCCCGCUUGGGGAUCCUUCUAUGACCUGGAUACAAACACCGCUACGCCCAUGUCUGUGAUGUCAAACACAUUUUGCGCGGGAGGAAUGUCCACAGGAAACGGGUCUUGGGCAGUGUUUGGAGGGAAUCAGCCCGUCACCUAUGAAGGGGUGGCCGUCAACGACAAGGUCAAUAAUCCGAGCGGCGCAAACCCUUACAGUGAUUCGGAUGGAGGAACUGCCAUUCGUAUGCUCACGCCCUGUGACUCUGGAGAUUGUCCAUGGGAAGAGGGCGGAUCCGCUUUGACCAUGACCAGUAAACGAUGGUAUCCCACCAUCGAGGCGCUCGGUGACGGAUCACUGAUCGUCCUAGGCGGUGAUCAGAAUGGAGGAUACGUGUCGACCUUUGCCCAGAACAACCCGUCUUACGAGUACUGGCCGACCAACACGGGCAAGAUCCCUAUGGACUUCUUGAAUGCCACUGUUCCCCUAAACCUCUUUCCCUUGACCUUUUUGAUGCCGAGCGGCAAGCUGUUCAUGCAGGCGUACUACAGCACCAUUCUCUACGACAUGAACGCGCAACAGGAGAUUGCCCUACCUGACAUGCCUUAUGCGGCUCGUGUCUACCCCGCAUCCGCAGCUGUGGCUAUGCUGCCAUUGACGCCAGAGAACAACUACACCCCUACCAUAUUGUUCUGUGGAGGAUCAUCCGCCAAUUUCACAAAAUCUUCCGAUGGCGGCGCUGGCUUCAAUGUGACUGCUGUGCCUGCCGACGAUACCUGUGUCAGGAUCUCUCCCGAUGACCCGAACCCACAAUACUCGGAUGAUGACAGCUUGCCUGAAGGCAGAAGCAUGGGCAACUUUAUUUACAUGCCGGAUGGCAAGCUCUGGCUGGGAAAUGGUGUCAAUAUGGGAACCGCUGGAUACGGAGAUGAGAAAUAUUCUUACGGUCAAUCUUAUGGCCAGGACCCCGUGUACGACCCUGUGAUCUACGAUCCCAAUGCUGCUCCUGGUCAACGAUUCAGCCGACAGGGAUUAUCCCCCUCGAAUCAAGAACGAAUGUAUCACUCCACUGCCACGCUUCUGCCAGAUGGUGCAAUUCUCGUCGCGGGGUCGAAUCCAAACAAAGACGUCACCACGACAAAAUGGGGGACUUCAUAUGUCGUCGAGAAGUUCUAUCCUCUUUGGUAUUCUGAGCCUCGACCAGUGCCAACAUCCGAUUGGCCAGAGAACUUGUCUUACGGCGGAGAAGCCUUCAACGUCACGUAUCAGUCGAGCGGCAACAACUCGGUCUCCAAUACAAAGGUCGUCGUGAUCCGACCUGGUUUUAGCACGCAUUGCAUGAACUUUGGUCAACGAUAUCUCGAGCUCUCCACGACAUUUACUUCUGAUGAGACAUCUGGCGAGGUGACCAUGCACGUCGCUCAGAUGCCAUCCAAUGCCAAUAUCUUCCAGCCUGGGCCAGCCCUCAUCUUCCUCGUUGUGGAUGGUGUCCCGUCCAUUGGACAAUUCAUCACGGUGGGAUCCGGAGCCAUCGAGACACAAGAGGUUCUCGCUGCUUCUGUAUUGCCACAGAGCAGUGUCAUCAUCGAGGGGCAAAGCAACUCUACCGGUGCGAGCAUGACAGCUGUCGCCGGACCCAGCGCAUCAGCCGCGACUGGUGGUCAAAGUCUCCAUGCUUCUGGUGGAGCGACCGCGGGACUCGUGGUCCCUGGAACGCUUGGGAUCGCCCUGGUCUCGGGUGCGCUGUUGGCGCUGUGGUCAUGA